AUGGUCAUUAAUUUUGUACUUUGUACCAUAUAUCUUUCUUUCACUCAACCCCAUAGCUUUCAUGUUACAAUGACAUCAUCAUUUUCAUCUGGGUCUUCGUCUUCGUCUUCAUCUUCAAAACCAUGGAUUUAUGAUGUAUUUUUGAGUUUUAGAGGCGAAGACACAAGCAAAAAUUUCACCGAUCAUCUCUACUUUGCUUUAAAAGAUGCUGGAAUCAACACAUUUAGAGACGACAAUGAGCUUCGAAGUGGUGAAGCGAUCCAAAAGUCUAGAAUUUCAGUCAUUCUUUUCUCAAGAAAUUAUGCAAAUUCUAGAUGGUGUCUUGAGGGAUUAGUGAAGAUCAUGGAGUGUUGGAGAAGUUGUAGGCAACUUGUUUUUCCUAUAUUCUAUGAUGUUGAUCCAUCUGAUGUAAGGAAACAAACUGGAAGUUUUGCAGAGGCCUUUGCUGGACAUGAAGAAAGGUUUGUGCUCCAGACAGACAAGGGCAAGGUGGCGACAUGGAGGAUGGCUUUGACUGAAGCUGCAAAUUUGUCUGGAUGGGAUUUGAGGAAUGUUGCGGAUGGGCAUGAAGCAAAAUUUAUAAAGAAAAUUGUUGGGGAGAUUUCCAGGGAACUGAGCAGCACAUACUUGUUCAUAGCCUUCUAUCCAGUCGGGAUAAACUCUCGUGUGCAACAAUUGAACUUUUUAUUAAAUGCUGGAUCAAACGAGGUCUGCAUUGUAGGAAUAUGUGGAAUGGGAGGCAUAGGGAAAACAACCAUUGCCAAGGCCAUGUAUUAUGAGUUGUUUCAUAGUUUUGAUGGGAAAUGUUUUCUUGCCAAUGUUCGAGAAAUUUCACAGCAGCAAAAUGGUCAUGUCAAACUGCAAGAACAACUUCUUUUUGAUAUCCUGAAGACAGACAAGAUUAAGAUUGGCAAUGUUGACAGAGGAAUGAAUAUGAUAAAGGAAAGACUUCACAGUAGAAAAGUCCUUCUCAUACUGGAUGAUGUAGAUAAAUUAGAUCAGUUACAAGCGAUAGCGGGGAGUCGAGAUUGGUUUGGUUCAGGAAGCAAAAUCAUUGUAACAACAAGAGAUAAGCAUGUUCUAACAGUUCUUGGAGCUGAUCGAGUAUACAUGGCUAGAGAAAUGAAUGACAUCGAAGCUUUGGAGCUCUUUAGUUGGCAUGCCUUCCGAACAAGCCAUCCCGUCGAAGAUUAUAAGGUGUUGUCAGAACAAAUUGUUGACUACUGUGGAAGAUUGCCACUAGCACUUGAAGUAAUAGGCUCUUUUCUAUUUGGUAGAAGUAUAGUUGAAUGGAAAAGUGCAUUGGAAAAACUGAGAAGAAUUCCUGAUGAUCAAAUUCAGAAAAAGCUCCAAAUAAGUUUUGAUGGCCUGAAUGAUGACACACAGAAAGAUUUAUUCCUCGAUAUAUCAUGUUUCUUUGUUGGGAUGGACAAGGAAUAUGUGUUACCAAUAUUAAAUGGUUGUGAUUUUUUUGCAGACAUCGGACUUGGUGUCCUCACUCAGAGGUGCCUUGUAUCUGUUAAUGAAAAGAACAAGCUAAUAAUGCAUGAUUUGCUUCGAGAUAUGGGGAGAGAAAUUGUUCGUGCGCAAUCACCGAACAAUCCGGGAAGGCGGAGUAGAUUAUGGAUUCGUGAAGAAGUUGCUGACGUUUUGAGAAGAAACAUGGGAACUGAAGCAACCCAAGGGAUGGCCAUAAACUUGCUGAAAGGGAAUGACAUGAAAGUGGAUUUAAAUGUGUUUUGCAAUCUGCAAAACCUAAGGCUGCUCCAGCUCAAUCAUGUAAAGCUUGCUGGAGGCUGUGAAUAUCUUUUGAGAAAAUUAACCUGGCUCUGCUGGCAUGGAUUUCCACUCUCGUUCAUACCUGAUGGCCUCUAUGGGGAAAACCUUGUUGCUAUAGAUAUGCGACACAGCAACCUAAGACAGGUUAAGAAUUCUAAGUUCCUUUUGAAGUUGAAGUUUCUUAAUCUCAGUCAUUCUCAUUACCUAUCUCGGACUCCCGACUUUUCCAGACUUCCACAUCUGGAGAGGUUAAAACUCAAAGACUGCAGAAGUUUGGUUGAAGUUCAUCAUUCUAUUGGAUACCUUGAUAGACUUGUUUUGGUAAAUUUAAAAGAUUGCAAGCAACUUAGGAGGCUCCCGAGUAGCUUCUGGAAGUCGAAGUCUAUCGAGAUUCUUUACCUCUCAGGCUGCUCAAAAUUUGAUGAAUUGCCCGAGGACUUGGGAGAUUUGGAAUCCUUGACAAUUCUCAAUGCAGAAGACACUGCCAUAAGACAAGUACCAAGUACCAUAGUCAGAUUGAAGAACCUCAAAGAUUUAUCACUUUGUGGCUGUAAAGGUUCAACUUCUGCAACAUUUCCUUCACGUUUGAGGUCAUGGUUUCUUCCAAGAAAAAUUCUCAAUCCAACCAACCUGUUGCCACCCUUUCAUGUCACAUCAUUGUCGCUCAGGGAUUGCAAUUUAUCUGAUGAUGCGCUUCCUAGAGAUCUUGGGAGCUUACCCACACUAACCAAUCUGGAAUUGGACCGUAACAGUUUUCAAAGUCUACAAAGAUCUUUAAUUUUAAUUUAUCUUUAAAAUUAACACGUCCUG
Messenger RNA from Populus nigra (black poplar), 2589 nucleotides. RefSeq names its product disease resistance protein RUN1-like. Gene Ontology annotation, molecular function: ADP binding. The transcript has 4 exons. Gene Ontology annotation, biological process: defense response; signal transduction. The coding region runs from base 1 to 2574 and encodes 857 amino acids. Lineage: Eukaryota; Viridiplantae; Streptophyta; Magnoliopsida; Malpighiales; Salicaceae. The record is from RefSeq and is a predicted model, not a curated record.